This is a messenger RNA of Crotalus tigris (Tiger rattlesnake), 12426 nucleotides long. It is a transcript of the gene AFF2, whose product is annotated as AF4/FMR2 family member 2. Gene Ontology annotation, cellular component: nucleus; nuclear speck. Gene Ontology annotation, biological process: regulation of RNA splicing. NCBI's taxonomy places the organism in Eukaryota, Metazoa, Chordata, Lepidosauria, Squamata, Viperidae. The record is from RefSeq and is a predicted model, not a curated record. The transcript has 21 exons. Bases 1315 to 5997 code for a protein of 1560 amino acids. Gene Ontology annotation, molecular function: G-quadruplex RNA binding.
CUCUUUCUCCCGAAGUCACAUAGAGUCAACUUGUGUUUAACAUCAGGCUUAUCUUAACAUUUACAUUACCGAACCGUGGAUUAAAUCAUGUACUGGGCAUUGCAUAAGGAGAUUUACUUUCUUGCUGGACUCAUGUUUACACAGUAGUCAGUGAGAAAUAAAUACAUUAGACAUGAAAUGGGGGGGAGGAUCUGGGCUCCAUUGCCUGCAGGAAGAGAAGGAUCCUCAUCUUAAGAGUAUGAAAUAAUUAGCAUCCCUUUUUGUAAGCAUGCAAAGUAAGUGUUUACAAUGAGGAGCAGGCACCUUUUAAAAUUUAUUAAUUUGAUUUAGAUCCCUGUCUUUUCUUUUUUCCCCCCAGAAGUUCAAGGAAAUGAACAUAAACUGCCUCCUCCAUAAUUUCCCCACAACGAUCCUGCUAGGUAGGCUGGGUUUGGACGAUAAUCAGGCAUGCAAUGAGCUCUAUGCCAAGGAUGGAGCUUCUUCUUCUUCUUCUUCUUCUUCUUCUUCUUCUUCUUCUUCUUCUUCUUCUUCUUCUUCUUCUUCUUCUUCUUCUUCUUCUUCUUCUUCUUCUUCUUCUUCUUCUUCUUCUUCUUCUUCUUCUUCUUCUUCUUCUUCUUCUUUUCUUCCCAUGGCAGUAAAUCUCAAAACUGGCCACAUGAGGGCCUCUCCAAAUGAUCUCUGCAUCUUUCCAAAAAUGACAACUGAAAGGCAUAGCUUGAGAAAAUUGUCACUCUUCCCGAAGGAAUGUCUGAAUCUGAAUCCAGGCAAGAAAAGAAAAACAAACAAAUAAAUAGAUAAAGCAGUGGAUCAAAGCUUUUUCAACCCCUCCCAUAGCUGAUAAAUAAGCCAGUAAGCAAAGCGUCAGCAAUGUUUUGUUGAAUUAAAUUUCCAUCGGAACAAAAUGCUGGUUUCUUAAGAGCCUCUGAUACCUAACCAGCCAAAUCCGUAUUUAGCUUUAGCCAUUCUCAGUUCUGAACCUGUAACUAACCAGGUGGUUGAGAAUUUCUCCGGAGUUUUGGAUUCAAAUGAGAGCAGGUUUUUUUUUUUUUUUUUUUUUUUUUUUUUUUUUGUAAAAUAGAAGAAUUGUUCAGUCACUCAGCCUAUCUUUUGAGAAAAACUCUGUGUGCUAUAACAGACCCUGGUUUCACCUCGGCUUUGGGUAAGCUGUGGAUGGAACCAGGACUGAAUCUGUACAUUAAUAUUUCAUCCCAACUCAGGUAAUGAUGGUCAAUUUGAGACAUCUAAGCUGAACGACCCAACGCUGCAUUCACACAACCCGUUCCCUGAAAACAAGCACUUGCCCAGGUCUUCGGAAUGGGGGCCCAAGGCGACUUUCUCCCCCGGAAGAGCUUUCCUAUCUUGCCAACCAUCGUCCCCAAACGGGGAGGGGGGACUUCACUUCCCACAUUCCCAGACCCCAGGGAGACCACAAACACCCAGACCACCACCCCCCAUCUAGCAAAGAGGAUAGCUGUGUUUCUGUCCUCUUGGGAAAAAGCCGGCCUUGAGGAAGGGUCAGCUGGCACGGGAAGUGAGUUCCUCCCCUCCUCUGGACUGCUUGAGAAGCAACCCGGUUCACACGACGCGGCUUUGUUUCCUUCGGGCAGAAAGGCGGGGGGGAGGGGGCGGGCAGAAGAACCCUGGAGAGCGACGCUGCUCCCUGGCGCCGCCCCUCGGGCGAGAGUCGGGGCGGAGCCCGACGACCAGGCUGCAGACGCGUGUCUUCUGUACGUGGGAACGCGCCCCGGCCGCUUCUUCUUUUUCCUCCUCCUCCUCUCCUCCUCCUCCUCCAAGCCAUGCUCCAGCCGCGGCCGCCUAGUCGCCGCUGCCCCUCGCUCCUCCCCUUGUGCUGAGCUGUGGCUUGAGCUUCCCCAGCCAGCCAGCCAGCCAGCCAGGCGGCAGGAGGCAGCCCCGCUCCCCGAGCAGGCGGCGGCGGCGGCGGCGGCGACCGCCUUCUCGCUCUCCCCUCCCACUGCCGGCCAGUCCUCUCGCGGCGCGGCGCGGCGGCUGGGCGCAGAGGCAGCCCGGCUCGCCUGCCCGCCUGCCCCAUGCCUUCCUCGCCCCCCGCCCCUGCCUCCUCCUCCUCGUCCUCCUCCUCCUCCUCCUCCUCGCCGCCGCCGCCGCCGCCGCUGCAGCCCUGCCCCGGAGCCUUCGCCUAGCCCGGUGGAGGAGACGCGGGGGCGGCGCCUGGCUCCGCGGUCGCCCGCGAUGGAUCUAUUCGACUUUUUCAGGGACUGGGAUCUGGAACCGCAGUGUCACUAUGAACAAGAUCGGAGCGCGCUUAAGAGGAAGGAAUGGGAGCGGAGAAAUCAAGAAGUCCAGCAGGAUGAGGACCUCUUUGCAUCUGGCUUUAACCUCUUUGGAGAACCAUACAAGACCAGCAAAGGCGAUGCUCUUGCCAACCGUGUGCAGAACACACUGGGGAACUACGAUGAGAUGAAGGACCUGCUCACCAACCAUUCAAACCAGAGCCACCUUGUCGGCAUCCCAAAGAAUCCUGUGCCACAAACCCCAGUAGACAAAAAUGAGCUGAAUUUUUUCCCUGAGCAAAGGAACCGGAUGGUCACAUCCCACCAGAUGGGUGGGAACGCCUCGACGGCUAUGCCUCCCCCAGCUUCCCUGUCAUCCAAUGCAAGUUUGCUGAAUGGCCACCAGAGCAGCAGGAAAUCCAGGACGGACUGGUCCCGUAGCAACCACAGCUCUGGUGGUGGCCAGUCGAACCAAGCCAGUAGCCAGCCCAAUCGGACCAAACAUGGCUCUUCUCAUGAGCCACCCCAAGGCAGAUAUGAGGACCUCUACCCCUGCCAGAACGAGCCCCAGAAAACUGGAGGAGGGGAGGAAGUCAACACCCCCCCUUCAUCUUCACAUUCAAGGAGGCACAAUCACUCCAAAUCCACAAUGGCUGAGCACUCCUACAAAGAGACCACCCACUCAAAGUCUCCGGUGGAUCUUGAGUUUCUGAGCCAUGGGUCCCCGCUUCCUUCUACAUCUUUGCUAUCCGCUGCCAACAAUCUUUCCAACCAGAACUUUCCUCCUGGGCUCCACUGUAAAAGCAGUAUGACCCAGCAGAAGCCCACCGCAUACGUUAGACCCAUGGAUGGCCAGGACCAGGUCCCAAAUGAUUCCCCAGAACUAAAACCAUCCAUAGAAACUGAAGGGGUCUAUGGAAACCAAUCCUUUGGAAGUCUACUGGAAGGGAAAAGCACCGGAUCCAGCUCUAAGAAUAAACUACCAAAGCUUACCAUUCCUCAAAUGAGUGAAGUUAGCCUUCCCAAUGAUUCCAGCUGUGUGGAGGAGAUAUUACGGGAGAUGACCCAUUCGUGGCCUCCACCUCUCACUGCUAUCCACACUCCUGGGAAAGCUGAACAGAACAAAUUUACUAUCCCAAGCAAAGCCCAGGAUUGCCAGCAUCUGACCUCAGGAUACCCUGCGCAAAAGUGGAAUGAGCCCACCAAUAAAGUUGCAACCAAAUCUGUGCCACAGAAAUCAAUGCUUGAAGAUGACCUGAAACUUAGCAGUGAUGAAGACGAUAAUGAUCAGACCGCAGAGAAGACAAAGCCUCGAAACAUUCCUGCAAAUGGCCUUCCACUGCCAACAGCACACAACACUGUCCUCAUACAUUCCAGUGGAGGGUCCGGAAGCUCCAGUGAAUCUGAAAGUAGUUCUGAAUCUGAUUCAGACAGUGAAACCAGCUCCAGCGACAGCGAAUGCAAUGAAGAAUCACGCAGCGGCACUCCGGAGCCUGAACCCCCCUCAGCUAACAAAUGGCAGCUGGACAAGUGGUUAAACAAAGUCAACCCUCACAACAAGACGAUCAUCAACAACCAACAGGACAGUCAGGGGGAGAACAGCGCUGCAUCCCAGAGCAGUGCCCAGGUGGAAGGACAAAACAAAGGGAAGGUGAACAACAGCUUGUCCCUGACCGAUUCCAAAGACAGGACCCUGCGCAGCCCCGCCCGAGAGAAAGCCAAACCCCGGGUGGCCCAGAAAACCCCAGCCGAUGUGAAAAAUUCCAAGCAGAAAUCCCCCGUUCACAACGAGCCGGUCCCCCAAAGGACGACUGGGAAGAAGCAACCCAAAAAAGUCGAAAGAACUUCCAGUGCAGAAGAUUACAACUGGCCCAAACCAAAUAUGACCAGCAGCACCCCCAAAGAAAAGGAGGUGCAAGAGAGCCCAGAGCAGGCCAAACUGAGGGCAAAGAUGGCUGCUGGGAAGACCGCUCCGAGGAAGGAGCCCAGGGCCACCGCAGGCCUGCCUUUGGAGAAGAAAAAGUACCGAGGCCCUAGCAAAAUCUUUCCCAAGUCGCGGGAGUUUGUGGAAACGGAUUCAUCCACCUCGGAUUCGAACACCGACCACGAGGAGAGCCUGCAAGCCAAGAGCUUGCAGGGAGGGAGCGGCUCGGACAGCGGGAUCAAAGCCAAGGACUCCAGCAGCAAUAUCCUGAGUGUCAGCAGCUUGAUGAGCAACAACAGCAACACUUCGGUGGACCAGAAUGGGGCGGACUUGGAGGAACAGCUUUUUUCACCUCUUCCCAUGGUUCAGAAUGAACCCUUGUCGCCCUUGAAGGAAUUCGAAGAGCUCAAGUACCUUUGGGUGAAAAUAGAUCUGAGUUUCCUCUCUCGGGUCCCUGGGCAAGAGCUGGACUUUGAGAACAUCUCUGGGAAGGUGGAAGCUCGAGAGGUCAACCUCAAGCAUCGGCGACAGGCGCCCGACUCUCCUUUGCCCCCGGCUGAAAAACCGUCCGCUAAAACCAAAAGGAAGCACAAACAGUCCGAAAAUGUGGAGAUAUUUGGCGACAACAAGAAACAACGCUUAGAAGAAUCUUCGGCUUCUUGCUUGCUUCCACCCUGCAUUUCUCCGAUACCCAACCAUAGGAUAACCAGCACAAAAGAAAGCAACUCCAUGAAAAGAAUGACCAAAAAGAGGGAAGAAAAGCUCUUCCCACCUCCACUGUCUCCUCUGCUUGACGAGACAGCCCCGCGGCACAACAUCAUGGACAGCGGCUCCUUCGGGCAAGAGAACUCCCUACCAAGCUCCUUGCAGGCCAACAUCUGCUCCAAACACAGGAAGAAUGAGAACAAGUCUUUGGUCAACUCCAAGGGAAUCAGUGAGGAAGAAGCUCACAGCAGGCCUUCCAAUCCUUUGCUGGAAUCCAGCCACCUAGACACCGAUCUUUGGUUGACAAGUCCCACCUUCAACAACGGGAAUCCUGAAUUGAGAAGACCCAAGAUAACAUUUGAUGAUAUGCUCCACAAUGCUGAUUAUUACAUGCAAGAAGCCAAAAAGCUCAAGCAUAAAGCAGAUGCCCUGCUGGAAAAAUUUGGCAAAGCGGUGAAUUAUGCUGACGCCGCUAUCUCUUUCAUCGAAUGCGGGAAUGCCAUGGAGCGUGAUCCAUUAGAGGCGAAAUCUCCAUAUACCAUGUACUCCGAGACAGUGGAACUGAUCAGGUACGCCAUGAGACUUAAGAACUUCACCGGGUCUUCUGCUACAGAAGGAGACAAGAAACUUGCAGUCCUUUGCUACCGUUGCUUAUCCCUUCUUUAUCUGAGAAUGUUUAAACUAAAGAAGGAUCACGCCAUGAAGUACUCCAGAUCCUUGAUGGAAUAUUUUAAGAAUUCAUCCAAAGUUUCACAGGCCCCUUCUCCUUGGGGUGGCAAAAGCACAGAAACACCAUCCCCCAUGUCUCUGAGCCCCUCGCCCAUCAGCAACCUUGGAAGUACCACAAGCACGGCAGGCUCCUCCUCUUCGGUGGGGACCAUCAGCAUCCCACAACGGAUCCACCACAUGGCUGCCAGCCACGUCAACAUCACCAACAACGUCUUGCGGAGCUACGAACAUUGGGACAUGGCUGACAAACUGACAAAAGAAAACAAAGAGUUCUUCAUAGACUUGGACUUGGUCAUGGGUCCAUUGACACAACACAGCAGUAUGACCAACCUGGUCCGUUACAUUCGUCAAGGACUCCAUUGGCUUCGUACUGAAGCCCACUUGUUGUAGUGAUGGCCAUGCCACCUGUCACAACUCCAUCCCGUUUCCUUCAUCGGCGCACAGGUGAUCACCGAUGGACAGCCACACUUCCUCCCGUAAUUGUAUUCAUAGAGUUUAAUUUUGUUGCUGUCUCUCUUUCUGUCUUAUACAAAACACAAACUAUUCUAUCCAUCCGGAGUGGAAUUGCCAUAAAUGGAAAAUGUAGCUUCCAAGCAGGGUACGUGUUCCUCCUGUUGAACCAGCGUUGUUUAUUUCCUUGGCCUACGAAUGGAUUCUAGAUCCUGCCAAUAUUGCCAUCUGUAACAUACAGAACGGUCAAUCCCUGCAGUAUUGCACUUUGUUCGAGAAAUAUAUUUGGGAGGAAAGGGUUAAUAAUAUUUUGAGGGCCCCUUUCUGAAAGUUCUCAUGCCUGCCAAUUAAUGCAGAGAAACUCCUUCUUCCCAACACAGUGUUGUCCUUCUGAUACAAACCAUCCUUUUUCUUAGCUUAAUCCUGACUUGUUACUAGACAAGAGGUCAUUGUUACAAUUGUGUGGUCCUUAAACAACUGUAACUUCAAGCAUUUCCACGCUGCCUUAAACACCGGCACAUAAAUACACAUGUAUCACAAAAGACUUUGGGAGAUCUCUAUAGAGAGGCCAGUGAACUAUCAUGUUUUGUAAUUCUGCUUUGUGGAUCUCCAUUUUUGAUGGGACAGCACCCUGCCCUUUUUAAAUCUAUUUCACCACCAUGGGACUCUUUUAAAUGAAAAUGAUACCCAGUAGUCCAUCCAGAUCUCUCUCUAAUCUAAAAAAAAAAUAAGUGAGAGAUGUUUUUUGUUAUUCUAAAUGUGUGGGGCAUCUCCACAAAUUACCAUAGAUUCAUCCGAUGGUACAAGGUAAUCUCAUUUAAUCUCAUUUAAUUGAACCAUUUGUGGGUGGGGGAUGUCCAUUACUCUUGAAUGUCCAUUAAAUGCAGCCGUUAAUUACCAUGGCAAGGGAUGUCAUGAUGGAAAUGAAGCCAAUUGUCUGAAAAUGUGAAUGAAACUGUAAUGUUACGCAAAUGACAUAGAUUGACCCUCAUUGCCUCAUUUGCAUAAGGAUAUCGUCAUUGCUCAAAGAUGCAUUGAAAUUGUCUCCUCUAGACUUCUUGGGAAGGGAUAGACUUGUGAGCUGUUUUAGAAGGAUGUCUAAAUGGCAACUGGAUCAUUGGCAUCCAGAGUCUGCUAAACAGAAGUUUUGUUAAAGCGAGGUUUCACUAUAUCCCAACAUGUGUUGGCUGGGGAAUUCUGGGAAUUGAAGUCCAGAGGUCUUAAAGUUGCCACGGCUGAGAAACAAAGCUGGACCCGGUUGGUUCUCAUCUAUGAUGGCCCAAUGUCCAAGCCUACUGAGAAGGCUCAGUAUAAUCACUGUAAUGACUCCAUUUCUAGGAUAGCCUAGAGAGGUGUUGGGCUGUUGUUGUUUUUUCAUUCCUUACUACAAAGCUUCUGAGAUGUGCUUUCAAACCUGUCCUUCUUUGUGGGUUGCAGCACACACCAUGCUCCACUCAGAAUGGUUUUAAUGAAGCCCUUUAGGCAUUAAGAGUCCUCUUCUAUCUGCAGGAGGGCAAUCCUUUUAAUAGGCCCCCCAACCUGUCACCGAGCAGGUAUGGGAGCUUUCAAAUCCUUCAGAAUCUUUCAUCAGGCAAGACAUUCACAAAGACACAAGGGUUGGAAAAGACGCCAACAAAUUCAAGAAUUAGGUUUCUUGUCCUCCUUCUGUUCACUUUCGGCAGGAAGAGAUCCUUUGGCUGACAGCAACAGACGGGAGGGCUGUGAGAUGAAGGGUUUUCCCAUAGAGUUGUGUACUGAAGAAAUUGAAAAUUAUCAUCAUAUUUUCCCCACUCAUCCAGUGGAGGCCACACAUCCAUUGAUAUCCCUACCAGGAGCUUUUAAGCAGGAUGUGCCCAUUGUUCUGCCUCUACCUACGUUUCCAACACUAGGACUAAAACUCAAGAUAUAAGAAGGAAGGCAAGAUUGAAAACCCCUUAACAGCUGCAGGGCAUAUUUCUUUUAUCACACAAACAAAAAAAGGGAAGUAAAGAAACCAAAACACAAGGGAUAAGGGAGAGAAAGCCUUUGAGAUCAGAGUCCGUUUCCAUUACACACUACCUUGAACUUCAAAAUAUAUUUCUUUUCCUAAAAACAAUAAGUAAGCCUUGGUAAGCCUUACAGAGUUGUCUUAUCAUUUAAUGUAUAAGCUUUAUCUAUUUGGACCAAUGCCAGUGCAGUUUAGAACUGCGGCACUCCUUACCUGUGAGCUAAGCUUUCUUGAAUUCAGUCAACAGCUUGAUUUUAACUAGACUAUAUUCCAUUAAUUGCUUUGUUAAAAUUUGGUUUUAAACUGGAUAUUGGCUAAUACCAUUUUCAUUUUGAUUUCUCUCUCUCUUUUUUUGGAAAAAGCACAGGUCCUCCACAACAGACUUUGUAUGAAGGAAUAAACUUAACAGACAAAUUUAAGGAAGGUCCUACUAAUGUCAACAGUUUAAUUGUAAAUGUCAUGGGGGGAGGGGUUUGGGGAAAUUAAUCCACGAAAAACAUCAGUCACCUAACAAUGUAAAUACCAUUUUAUGUCCUUAUCUCUCCAGAAUAAUAUUCCAUUCUUAUUAGAUAAUUGAGAGGAGAAUCACUUGUAGCUAUAUUCCCUUGUAUAAUCCUAUAAUUUCAGAAAGUGAUAUAUCAGUGCUUCAAACUGCUGGGGCAUCUGGGGGGGGGGGUUGCAUCCACGUGCCAAGAUUUUUAACAACUUGAGUCCAAAUCUAGUUUUAAAGGUUAACUUGAUGGCAGUCAAUAAUUCACAUUUUUUUAGAAAAAUAAAUACAUCUAAGUCUUAAAAGUAUUUUAUUCCACAUUAUACUACUAUAGUUCAAAAUUAGAAAGCACUCUUGGCAACAUUUGGCUGGUCUACAAAGACUUUUGCCAGAAUUUGAUUAUUUCAACCAGGUUAGAGAUUUUGCAUAGAAGAAUAGAUUCCCACAGAGACCCAAAGGUGCUUUUUCAAGAGGCAACUGGACUUUCUUUAUUUUUACUUGAAGACAUUUUGCUUCUCAUUUCCUUGAAGACGUUUUGCUUCUCAUCCAAGAAGCUUCUUCGGAACUUCUUCAUCCAUGACUGGAUGACUGAGAAUCUCCAUAGAUAUUCCCACAGAGAGUUUGUCUAAAACUUGUGACUUGAGUUAUGAUGAGAAGGACUGAGAAUCCAGCAUCUGCUGGUGAUUCCUUUACUAGCUUCAUCUGAAGAUCUUCUUUGCUUGCGUCUCCUUAAGCUUCCAUAUUGGAAACUGAACAUAGACUUCAUUUCCCAUCUGAUUCCAAAAAUUGCUCCAUAUCUCUGAGUAGGUCUCUCAAAUUUCUUACGUUUCUGUCUCCUUAUCCUUCCCCAGUUCCAUAUUAGAUUCAUGAGAGCUUUCUUCUGCAUCCAUAUAAUGCAUUUCAACAACACGCAAUAAGGCAACCGCCUUCCUGUCCAGAUGUCUGAAGGGGUGUCAUGAGUUAUGAGACUCUAUACCAGUGGUUCUCAACCUUUCUAAUGCCGCGACCCCAUAAUACAGUUCCCCAUAUUGUGGUGACCCCCAACCACUUAUACAUCACCGGGUGCCAGGGGCGUGGCCAAAGAAAAGGGGAAAAAAUGGCGGACAGCCUUGUUUGGCGACCCCCGUGAAAUGGUCGUUCGACCCCAAAUGGGGUCCCGACCCACAGGUUGAGAACCACUGCUCUAUACAAUCCAUUUGUUUUGCUAAACCUCGGUUUAGAGGGCAAGGAAAUGAUCUGGGAUUAAUUGGAAAAGAGUAGAAAAGGAUCGCAUCUCUUCUUCAAAUCUCCUAAAGAGGAAGAAAAGGGAAGGGGGGAAUCCAUCAAAAUUAGAUUGUCCUUUCCAUGCCAGAAAUGGAAAGCUUUUAAAAGCCCAAGAACCAGGCUCUAUUACAAAGGGGGGAAAGUUGCCCACCUUGAAAUUUACUCCAACUUCUGUUGAAAGUUCCUGUUCAUCUUCUUGAAAGCCUCAUUGGGAAGACUGACCAAGGUUACAGGUUUGAAUUAUUGCCCCAUUAAAACAAGCGGAUUUCAAACACCCCCACAUUCCCCCCCUCCCCGUUGAGUGAAUGGCAUUUUCCCUCAAUGGUGGGAGUGUAAAUCAGUCACGGUAAUAUAGCGCCAGCUCUGAACGUCUGCCAAUAAAAAAAAAUCUCUAGGGGAAGAAGAAGAAGAAGAAAAAAAAUCAACGAUGGAAGUUCCCCUUCCUUGCUAGCUGUAUCUCAGUGAAGGUGAAUGCCUCAGGCUCUGUUGGGGUGUAAAAUAUUUUAUCUGUAGGCCGUGUCAAUUAAAUGGGGAGUUCUUUGUGAAAGAAAGAAUUGGGGGCUGAAGGAAUGACAUCAAAGUGCUUGGCCAAUGUAGUCAACUGCCAGAGCUUCCAAAAAGGCAGGCUAAGAAUUGAGAAAAAUAUGGCAGUUUCCAACAUCUGAGCGAAUGCCGGAUGGUUUUAAACACUGGCUUAAACACACGGUCAUGUAAGACUUGACAUUUAUCCAGACUAAACUAGAGGGAGUUUUUAUUAUUAUCAUUUGCUUUGUUUCAUUAAGAGAUCUUGCAAUUUGAAAGCGGCUUUGGGUGCCCUGUAAGUUUAAAAAAGAAAAAGGCAGGAAAUUAAUUGGAGUCCUUAAGAAAGAAAGAAAAAAUCGUGGGCUGUCUUGUAGAAAUAGAAGUUACUCUGAUCAAAGGAGCUGACUUGACCAACAGAGAUUGUGGCUCCUUAAAGACUAAAACGUUCAUCCUUGCAAAUAUUUUUGAGGAUCUCAAUGAAUCUCCUUAUCAUAGCAUAUUUGACUUCGGAAUCUGUGGUCAGAGCCCAGGGGUGGCCAGCUUGAAAAUAAUCCUGGGCAGAAUCGCAUCUUUCCAACAAAAUAAAAAAAGCAAAGUCAUGUCCAACAAGCAAGCAAUGGGACGUUUCAUGAGAAGUUGUAAUCGGCUAAGAUGGUUCUCCUCCACACUUUUGACUCAGCCAAAUCCUGACAUCAACCAAACACCACUUAAAUCAAUUCUUGGAAAAUUCUGUUCUCUUUGGAAUGACAGCUUAUUCAGUUAGAACAGGGUUCUUCAACCUUGGCAACCUUAACAUGUGUGAAGUCCACCCAUCUUAAUGCUGUCAAAGUUGGAAAAACCCUGAGUUAGACCCUAUGGGAAUACCCUCGCCCGUUUUUAAGUCUCAAGAUGUAGGAAAGUAAACUGAGACCAAUGAAAGGGAAUUUUUUUUAAAGAAAAACUGUUCUGUUUCUCCUCCGGAGACUUAGGGAUUUGUCUGGCUCAAUGUAAGACUUGUGCAGCUGUUUUCCAUAACUGCCCCUAAACAAACCACAACAUCAUCUCAGGCUCAAUUUGCAUCCUGCCUUUACCUGUUUAGAGAUGUUAGUUAAACAAUUUCAAACAUGUGUAUCCGCCAUAGAAGUCAGCUCUCCUGAUCCAGAGUCCUCCAGAUGUACUGGACUGCAACUCUUCCAAUUUUCAAAUCAGUUGGAUAGUCAUGAUUGGGUUCCUGGGAAGGUCUUGCACUCUUGCAAAAGGAUUUCAACCAAAGUUAGAUCUUUAUUAUCCUACUGCUAGACGUGAAGCAUCAGGACCACAUAUUAAAUUCCAGUUCAGAUUUAUUGCUCAUGCCUAUAGACAAGAAUCUAGUCAACUAACAGUCAACACUAAAUUGGUGCUAGAUAAGAGUCAACAGCAUUCAUCAGGGUUGGCCUUAGACCACUUGAGGAAACGUAACGACUCCAGGCUGAUUCCUCUCUUGACUCCACUUCCAGGCUCUGCCUGCUCUUCUUCAACAUCUACCACUUAAAAUUAAAUUAUACUUGACUAUUGGGAGACCUAUAUACACAGAUUCCCACACCCACCUGGUGAUUUAGCUUGCAUUCAUUCAAAAUAGCCGCUUUUGUGGGCAGGGACCAUUCAUUGCAUAAUCUCUGAAAAUCCACAAUGUGUCUUUGGACCAAGCAUGUUAUUCCUUGUACAGUUUUAAGCAUAAGUUAAGAUGUUUUUGUACAGAUUAAGAUGCAGUUACUGUUAACCUGUCCAGCAAUUACUGAAAUGUUGUAUAGUUCUGAAAUCUUCAGUUCCUCUUCAUUUUUUUUUAAAAUGAUUGUUUUAUUUCUAUGUAAAGGGGAAAAAUGUACCCUGCUUGUUUACUUUGUACUUCCAAUGUGUUGCACAAUUACGCAUUUCUGUUUACAUUUUCUUUUCUAUUUUUUUAAAAAAUAAUACUUUCUGUACAAACAUUUUCAAUGUUGUUUGUUGUUUUCAAAAACAAUUGUCUCUGUAUAAAAUAAUAUUGGUUGAACUGGUACAUUUGUGUCUCUCAUAGAGGGAUUAAUUAUACUGCCGGUGCAUUGAAUUAUUUAAAAAAAAAAGGAAAAUAAAAUUUUUAUGAAAUGUUGAA